This is a messenger RNA of Neomonachus schauinslandi (Hawaiian monk seal), 1640 nucleotides long. RefSeq names its product G protein subunit alpha i3 (gene GNAI3). The record is from RefSeq and is a predicted model, not a curated record. The coding region runs from base 124 to 1188 and encodes 354 amino acids. NCBI's taxonomy places the organism in Eukaryota, Metazoa, Chordata, Mammalia, Carnivora, Phocidae. Gene Ontology annotation, biological process: adenylate cyclase-modulating G protein-coupled receptor signaling pathway. Gene Ontology annotation, molecular function: G-protein beta/gamma-subunit complex binding; GTP binding; GTPase activity. The transcript is spliced from 9 exons. Gene Ontology annotation, cellular component: heterotrimeric G-protein complex.
GGGCGCCCAAGGAGCUGACGGAGAGGGCCGCCGCCCAGCAGUAGACGCUGUCUCAGGCACCCGAGUCGCAGUUUCCGCGGUGUGUGAGUGAGCCCGGGCUCGGUCCCCUCUCCCGCCGCCGCCAUGGGCUGCACGUUGAGCGCCGAGGACAAGGCGGCGGUGGAGCGGAGCAAGAUGAUCGACCGCAACUUGCGGGAGGACGGAGAGAAAGCGGCCAAAGAAGUGAAGCUUCUGCUACUCGGUGCUGGAGAAUCUGGUAAAAGCACCAUCGUGAAACAGAUGAAAAUCAUUCAUGAGGAUGGCUAUUCAGAGGAAGAAUGUAAACAAUAUAAAGUAGUUGUCUACAGCAAUACUAUACAGUCCAUCAUUGCAAUCAUAAGAGCCAUGGGGCGGCUAAAGAUUGACUUUGGGGAAGCUGCCAGAGCAGAUGAUGCCCGGCAAUUAUUUGUUUUGGCGGGCAGUGCUGAAGAAGGAGUCAUGACUCCAGAACUAGCAGGAGUGAUUAAACGGUUAUGGCGAGACGGUGGGGUGCAAGCUUGCUUCAGCAGAUCCAGGGAGUAUCAGCUCAAUGAUUCUGCUUCAUAUUACCUAAAUGAUUUGGAUAGAAUAUCCCAAACCAACUACAUUCCAACUCAGCAAGAUGUCCUGCGGACAAGAGUGAAGACCACAGGCAUUGUGGAAACGCAUUUCACCUUCAAAGACCUAUACUUCAAGAUGUUUGAUGUAGGUGGCCAAAGAUCAGAACGGAAAAAGUGGAUUCACUGUUUUGAGGGAGUGACAGCAAUUAUCUUCUGUGUGGCCCUCAGUGAUUAUGACCUUGUUCUGGCUGAGGAUGAGGAGAUGAACCGAAUGCAUGAAAGCAUGAAACUCUUUGACAGCAUUUGUAACAACAAAUGGUUUACAGACACUUCAAUCAUUCUCUUCCUCAACAAGAAAGAUCUUUUUGAGGAAAAAAUAAAGAGGAGUCCAUUAACUAUCUGUUAUCCAGAAUACACGGGUUCCAAUACAUACGAAGAAGCAGCUGCUUAUAUUCAGUGCCAGUUUGAAGAUCUGAACAGAAGAAAAGAUACGAAGGAGAUCUAUACCCACUUCACCUGUGCCACAGACACCAAGAAUGUGCAGUUUGUUUUUGAUGCUGUUACAGAUGUCAUCAUUAAAAACAACUUAAAGGAAUGUGGACUGUACUGAAGAGGGUCGGAUGUUAAUAAAAGUUAUUACAGUGUGGAGUGUUGAGACCAGACUUCUUUUGCUGUCUCAUUGGGCAGCCCCAAGCAUGAACGGGACCAGGGAAUGGCAGCAGCAUGCAGAAUCUUAGCACUCUUUAGCACAAUCUUCUGUAUUAGGGAACUCUUAAUUGACACGAGAUGCUAAAGUCAGACAUUGGAAUUGGAACAGCUGUAAAGUAUGAUUCGAUCAUCAAGACAUCACUUGGAUUUCAUAAUCUCAAACGUUUAGGGCCGAUGUGAAGUUGAGGUGCUGCAUUCCAGAACUUUAAUAUGUAGCUUACUCUUUUUUUCCUUCUUAACAAACCACCAGUAGUUCAUUUUUAAAGUUUUUUUUUUUUUUUCAUCAGGAGAAUAACAUGACUAAAUUUUAUUUCUUUGCAAAAGAAUCUUUAUUAAAACACAAUCUUAACUAUG